Messenger RNA from Ostrinia nubilalis (European corn borer), 453 nucleotides. It is a transcript of the gene ND-B8, whose product is annotated as NADH dehydrogenase [ubiquinone] 1 alpha subcomplex subunit 2. The record is from RefSeq and is a predicted model, not a curated record. The transcript is spliced from 3 exons. Bases 87 to 356 code for a protein of 89 amino acids. NCBI's taxonomy places the organism in Eukaryota, Metazoa, Arthropoda, Insecta, Lepidoptera, Crambidae.
UUGACAGAUUUACGCCAAGAAAAAUUGCAUUUUUUUUGUCCCAGCAGCAGCAGAUAAAUCUAGGAAUAAUCUAAUAAAUAACAAAAAUGGCAGUCCGUUUAGGAGGUGUGUUGAAAGAAUUGAGGAUUCAUUUGUGUCAGACAAGCGCACAAUCUGCUGGCGUGAGGGAAUUCAUCCAGAAGAAUUAUGUGAACUUAAAAAAGGAUAACCCUACCUUCCCUAUACUCAUUCGUGAGUGCAGUGGCGUGCAACCACGAGUUUGGGCCCGCUAUGAAAAAGGAGUGGAACGGAGUGCACCUCUCACCAACCUAACAGCUUCUGAUGUAAUGUCCACCAUCAAACAAUUAGCAAAGUGAAAUUCUGAUUAUUUAAAUGGUUAUGUACAUAAUAUAGCAUAUAGAUUAUGUUGAUUUAUUAUUUCAAGUAAAUAUCAGUUGGAUAUUUUAACUUUAA